Sipha flava (yellow sugarcane aphid) is the source of this 1323-nucleotide messenger RNA. Its product is annotated as WD repeat-containing protein 61. The transcript has 2 exons. The coding region runs from base 113 to 1084 and encodes 323 amino acids. NCBI's taxonomy places the organism in Eukaryota, Metazoa, Arthropoda, Insecta, Hemiptera, Aphididae. Gene Ontology annotation, cellular component: Cdc73/Paf1 complex. Gene Ontology annotation, molecular function: protein binding. The record is from RefSeq and is a predicted model, not a curated record.
GUUUGAGUUCCUGUUUACAAAACAAAUAUAUUUAAAGUGAAUUCGGGUGCUUAUUUUUCCUCAAGAACAAAAAUUUGUUACUGGAUGCUUUGUGAGUUAAUAAUUCGUUAAAAUGCAUACUUUAGCGUACAAACACAAAAAUGCUCAUGAAGAUAGCAUUUGGUCAUGCGAUUGGGGUAUAGUAAGCUAUACAAAACCAAUCGAUCGAGAUGAUUUAGAUAAAGGUGACGAAUCUGAUGAUGAAUUACAAGAAAUGUCAACUGAUUGUAUUGUAACUGGUUCUAUCGAUGAGACUGUAAAAGUUUGGAAUUAUGAUAAAGCAACGAAUCUGAACCUUGACAAAAGUCUUAGUGAACCAACGUUGGGAAUUAUAUCUGUAGCCUUAAAUUCAGAUUCUUCAAUAAUUGCAUCUAGUGCACUAGAUGCGUCUUUAAUGCUUUGGAGAACAAAAACGGGAGAAAAAAUUAAAUCGUUUUCAAUUGGUCCAGUUGAACUAUGGACAAUUGCAUUUUCACCAGAUGACAAUUACAUCAUAUCUGGUAGUCAUUCUGGUAAAAUCAACUUAUUUGGUGUUGGAACUGGGAAACAAGAACAAACAUUUGAUACUAGAGGAAAAUUCACGUUAAGCAUAGCUUAUAGUCCUGAUGGCAAGUAUAUAGCUAGUGGUGCUUUAGAUGGCAUCAUUAAUGUAUUUGAUGUAUUAUCUGGAAAACUCACUCAUACUCUUGAAGGGCAUGCUAUGCCAAUUCGAUCUUUAUGCUUUUCAUCUGAUUCAAAAUACUUACUGACUGGAGCAGAUGAUGGUCAAAUGAAAAUUUAUGCAGUUCACCAUGCUGAAGUGUUAGGCACUGUAUCUGGUCAUGGUUCAUGGGUUUUAAGUGUUGAUUUUUCCCCAGACUGUAAAAGUUUUGUUUCUGGCAGUGCAGAUAACACUGUUAAAGUUUGGGAUUUAGCCAAUCGUAGUUGCUUAAAUACAUUAAAAGAACAUACGGAUAAAGUGUGGUGUGUCAAAUACAAUCCGACUGGUGAUAAAAUGGUUUCAGUUUCUGAAGACUCAUCAAUUAAUAUAUAUACAUCACCUUAAUUUAAUUUUAGGUAAUUAUAAUUUGUAUGUAAUCUAUUAUAUAUAUAUAUAUUACAAAUAACUGUAAAUAAUUGUUAUAUAUUGUCAUCGAAUAUUAGUUUACUCAGUGGUAUUUUAAAUUUUUAAUUUAUAAUAAAAUGUUCAACUUCAUUUUCAAAUGUGUAUAAUUAACAUUGAUAUUGAUUUUUUACUCUUGAAUUGAAAUAAAAAUAAAAAAUAAAUGGAUUUAUUAAAUCUAA